Molecule: messenger RNA, 609 nt
Organism: Eutrema salsugineum
Lineage: Eukaryota; Viridiplantae; Streptophyta; Magnoliopsida; Brassicales; Brassicaceae
Exons: 3
Coding region: 210-470 (86 amino acids)
Source: RefSeq, a predicted model, not a curated record
UGUGGCUAGUUUUAAAACUGUGUAAUUUUCGUUCAUGAGUCCCGGACCUUCUCAAAGCUUCCUCUACCACUAAAGUUCUCCAACUCAAAACAAUUCUUCGAUCACUGAAGCAAAAGCUCUUACAACAGGAGAAAUUGAGUCACUCAUUCAAUUUUGCUCAUUUGUUGAAAUCGGUUAAGAUACAGAGAGAUCACAUAGUUCUGAAUCACAUGCGGCGUUUUCUUGCUCUUAUAGACAAGCUCAAACCGAUCUUCCCGGUUUCAGGAUCAAACGGUAAAGUGGUGAGAACCAUAGUACCAAAGAAGCUUGUGAACGAGAACAAUAGCGAAAGAGAAACAAUGAAGAAGAUCGAGGAAACCGUAGAGCCAAUGAUUGCCUUCAGCAGACCACCUCCAUUUUCACCAUUUGUUGGUCCAGUGCUCAUAUAUUCCCUUCUUCAAUCAUGGUCUAGCCGCGACGAAGACGGCUAGUUGCAGCUUGAAAUAUAUAUAUCAUGAGAUGUCUGCCAAAGUUUUCUUAACUAGAAUCUCUUAAAUCUAGAUAAUAACUGAGUCUUUAACAUAACCUUGUGCGAUAUUUAAUGGAGAUAAUGAAGUUUGAUGAUGUUAA